Molecule: messenger RNA, 1793 nt
Organism: Trichobilharzia regenti
Lineage: Eukaryota; Metazoa; Platyhelminthes; Trematoda; Strigeidida; Schistosomatidae
Source: the annotation of a GenBank genome assembly
UUAUUAGUUGUUUUUUUUUGUGAUAAGCUGGCAAAUACGAUUCCGCAAUAUUUUUACCUGUACUAUGUGUAGCUAAGUUACCAAUCAGUUACUUGCAUUACAUACACAUUUUUUAGUGUUUUCCUGCAUUUAAUAAGGGUGAUUAUUUAGUAAUUAUUUUUACAAGGAUGAAGUUUUGUAUAAUUAUCUGAUAGUCAUACAAAAGCAAACAGCCAAACAAAUUCUAUCAUUCAUUGUGUUCAAUAUUCAAAGUUCAAUUUAAAAAAGGCAUCAAAAAGAUGAUAUAUAUAUAUUUGCUGGUAAUCACUUAUUUUUGAUUAUCUAAAUAAUGAUUUCAAUCAGUAUUAUUGCAAUAUCCAUCUUAGUUAUAGUCGAACCUUAUGAAGUAAAUGAAACUGUCAAAUUUCCACCACUUUCUGAUGAAUUGAUCUCGUAUAUCAACAAACAUCCAAAUGCUGGAUGGAAGGCUGACAGGACAAAUCGAUUCGAUACAAUUGAUACUGCUCGUUUAAUGAUGGGUGUCAUAUUUGAAGAUUCCGAUGUCAAACAAAGAUCACGUCCAACAAUCAAUCACAAUGAAGUGAAUAUAGAUUUACCGAAAUUCUUUGAUUCUCGUAAACACUGGAAUAAAUGUGAGAGUAUCAGAACAAUUCGUGACCAAUCAGGCUGUGGUUCAUGUUGGGCUUUCGGUGCUGUCGAAGCAAUGAGUGAUCGCAUUUGCAUUCAUUCUCACAGUCAUAUAUCAGUGGAGUUGAGUGCUGUUAAUUUACUGAGUUGUUGUACAAGAUGUGGUUUAGGUUGUCAAGGUGGUAUACCAGGAAUGGCAUGGGAUUAUUGGAAAGAUGAGGGUAUUGUAACCGGUGGAUCAAAUGAGUCGAAUUCAGGAUGUCAGCCAUAUCCAUUUCCAGAAUGCAGUCACCAUUCAACUCGAGGAAGACACCCAUCAUGUGGAGGUCAGUUAUACGACACACCUGAAUGUGAAAAUCAUUGUCAGUAUGAUUAUGAAAGACUGUAUGAAAAUGAUAAAUACUACGGUAAAUCAUCUUAUAACGUGGCCGGUGACGAAACUUCAAUUAUGAAAGAAAUACUUUUACACGGUCCUGUCGAAGGUGCCCUGUUUGUCUACGAAGAUUUUUUCAAUUAUAAAUCUGGUGUCUACAAACAUAUAACUGGCUCCUAUGUGGGUGGACAUGCUAUACGUAUACUCGGUUGGGGUGUUUAUAGGAACAUCCCGUACUGGUUAUGCGCCAAUUCAUGGAAUGAAGAUUGGGGUGAUAAAGGUUACUUCAAAAUACUAAGAGGUCAAAAUGAAUGCGGAAUUGAAUCCAAUAUAGUAGCAGGAUUACCAAAGAAGCACAGAGAGUAAAAUCUAUGCACUUACCUAUUCUGUAACCUCAUAUUUACACUAAAAGUGGUGGUAUUGUCAGUUAUUGAUUGACUCUUUUCCUUUUCUCAUUUUAGUAAACAUAUUCUUGAUAUAAAGUUUUAUUGUUAUCUGUUAAUGGGAUGUAAUAAGUGACUUUAUCAUUUACAAACGAAUUCUAGAUUUCUAUACUUGUUAUUAUCUCUUUCUGAGAUGAUUAGAAACUGGCUUUUAGAAUCUUAAAGUUACAGUGCAAACUGUUAUCCGAUGAUUUUAGACAGGUUUUACACAAAUCGAACAAAACAAUAAAGUUCUCAGUAGACAGCAAUUCUGGAAUGCAAAUAAUUCUUCUAUAACUAUGACACUAUCUCCCCCCAAUCACGGAAAUUGGGUGACCACUGAUGUAGCACUAUUUGAAAUACAAAUUGCU